UUAAAAUACUGCUAAUAAGCUAGCUACUAAUCCCCUCUCUCUCUCUCUUGAGUACCCACUAAGUAAAUCAUACUAUAUACAAAGACAAACAGGCAGAACUUUUUCCAUGCAAGAGAGAGAGAGAGGAUGGCACUAAUUCUCUUUUUCUCAAACCCACAAAAGAAUCAUAAAGAAGCUUAUGGGUUAAGAAACAUCAGCUUCUCUGAACCCUAAAAAGCAAUUUUUAUAUAUAAAACAAAAGCAGUCAAGUUUACCAAAGGACCAAAUUACUAAUUUAUAUGUGUAUGGUAAUAUAACCCAUAAAAUACACAAUUACAUAUAAAUUAAGUAUAAAGUCCCCUCCCCACCCUCCUCCUUUAUUCUUCUCCUCAUUCCACCUUCACUCUUUUCUUUCUUGCUUUCUUUCUCUUGUCUCUGCAAAACCACAAAAAAAAAAAAAAAAAAAAACCACUCCCUCUUGUUGAUGUGAUUCUCCACUUGUAUUAUCUCACCCUCAAAGAGAAACAAAAAAAAAAAAAAACAACCCAAACAACCUUUACAAAAAGAGAAAGAUCAAGAACCAUGGUUUUUUCUUCUCUUCCAGCUUAUCUUGAUCCAGCCAACUGGCAGCAACGACAACCAAAUCAUCAUCAUCAUCAUCAUCACCAACCUGGCGCAAGUACCGGUGCAAAUGCUCACCUUAUUCCUCCUACUCCUCCACCUCCUCCUCCUCCUCCUCCACCACCACCACCUCAUGGAAGUGGUGGUGCUGGCUCGAUCCGGCCAGGUUCGAUGGCGGAUCGAGCUCGCUUGGCUAACAUACCUAUGCCAGAGGCAGCAUUAAAAUGUCCAAGAUGCGAAUCAACAAACACUAAGUUUUGCUACUUCAACAACUAUAGUCUCACACAGCCUAGGCACUUUUGCAAAACCUGUAGAAGGUACUGGACAAGAGGUGGUGCCCUAAGAAAUGUCCCUGUUGGUGGUGGUUGCAGGAGGAACAAGAGAAGCAAAGGAAGCAGCAGCUCCAAAUCUCCUGUCAGUAGUGAUCGCCAAACAGCCUCCGGUACUUCAAGCACUCUGUCUUCCAGUGGAACCAGUGAUAUUUUAGGUCUUGGACCACAGGUUCCACCUUUGAGAUUCAUGGCUCCUCUGCAUCAUCUUAAUGAAUAUGCUCCAUGUGAUAUUGGGUUAAAUUAUGGUGCCCUUUCAGCACCUGUUGGAGGAACUAGUGACUUGAAUUUUCAGAUAGGGAGUGCUUUAGCUAGUACUGGUCUUGGUGGAGGUAGUGGUGUUGCUGGUGGUUCUCUUUUGUCAAUGGGUGGUUUAGAGCAGUGGAGGUUGCAACAAGGACAGCAAUUUCCAUUCUUGGGUGGGUUAGAUCCUUCUUCUUCUGCUGGGUUAUACCCUUUUGAGGGUGGAGCUGAGCCAUCUGGUUAUGGUGGUGGGAUUGGAGGCCAGGUUAGGCCAAGGACAUCAACUUCUUUAACUACCCAAUUCGCCUCAGUGAAAAUGGAAGACAACCAUGAGCUUAAUUUGUCAAGGCAGUUCUUGGGAAUUAAUAAUCCAGGAAGUGAUCAGUAUUGGAGUAGUACCGCAUGGACAGAUCUUUCUAGUUUUAGCUCUUCUUCUACUAGUAAUCCAUUAUAGAUAUUGUCUUUGCUGGUCUGUGCUUAACCAUGGGUUCAAGCUUCAGUUUUUCCUAUUUCCCUUUCCUCAGUUAAAGAAAAUCACAAGUAGUUAGGAUCAUCAUUUUCAUCAAUCACUCGUCUUCUUGAAUCUCCAUAGCUGGAAAUUUUACUGCUCAAGUUCAAGAUAGAGGAGUUUGGAAGAUGGAUGAAGGAGUUUGCUUCUUUCAAGAUUAACUAGAAAACCCUAGAACGGUAGGCUUUUGUCUUUCUUCUUUUUUUCUUUUUUGGUUUUUCUGGAGUUACUUCGUUUCUUUCUUACUUCUUAUUGUAGUUUUAGGUUGCGAUGUAGUAGCAUGUUUACCACAGAUGAGCGUAUGGUGAAUCUAUGCGAGCUAGUUUGUAUCACAUACAUAUGCUGAUGAAAACUAUAUGUUUUUGAGUUCCAUAUGAA
Messenger RNA from Ricinus communis (castor bean), 2058 nucleotides. Its product is annotated as dof zinc finger protein DOF2.4. The transcript has 2 exons. The record is from RefSeq and is a predicted model, not a curated record. Bases 562 to 1626 code for a protein of 354 amino acids. Lineage: Eukaryota; Viridiplantae; Streptophyta; Magnoliopsida; Malpighiales; Euphorbiaceae. Gene Ontology annotation, biological process: regulation of DNA-templated transcription. Gene Ontology annotation, molecular function: DNA binding; DNA-binding transcription factor activity.